Messenger RNA from Pseudomyrmex gracilis, 3591 nucleotides. RefSeq names its product CD151 antigen-like. Lineage: Eukaryota; Metazoa; Arthropoda; Insecta; Hymenoptera; Formicidae. The transcript has 6 exons. The record is from RefSeq and is a predicted model, not a curated record. Gene Ontology annotation, cellular component: membrane. The coding region runs from base 722 to 1513 and encodes 263 amino acids.
AUACGCGCGUUUUUGGCACGGCCUUCGGAUACGCGAUUAUUGAAUUACGUCAAAUUUUUCGAUGUUUCUUCCGGGUGUUCGGUCUUGAAAUAUGUUACAGUCGGAAUUGCUGCAACAAAUUUAAUACGAGUGGGAAACGAUAUUUCGAGACAGUCAACGCGCAAAUUCCCGAAUGCGAUUAGAGAUCAAUUUUUUCUUUUGUUCGGAACGGUAUCUCGUCGGAAAGAAAAGCGCUCGAAAACUAUUUUCAAAAUUCGCGAAGUUGGCCCCUCCGACGUAACUCCGACAAAGUUGUACAUACGUCAAGCCGGAGAAGGGGGAGGAGGAGGAGGAGCGAGAAAAGAGCGCUCCGAGUUAGUUCAAGCCAGUGUCCAAGCGAGCGAGUAUGAACAAGCAACGAAGAUUCCGGUGUUGAAACUAAAGCUCGUUGAUUACUUUCUCGGACGGUUGAAAACUCGUUGAUUACUUUCUUAAACGCUCGCCUUUAGACAGUCGUAAAAUGUUUUCCGUUUCUUUUUUUUUUUUUUUUUAUCUCUUGCUGCGAAAGUAGCUUCUCUUUUUCGCGUAAGAGAUUUUGUUUUCCUCCGAUAUCGGAGUCACAUUAAACAUGUAGCGUCAUUCAAUUACGAUCCGCUCGUUUCUCGCACGUUUCCGACACCAACGACGACGAGGUGACAACAACGAAGACGGUUGACGUACGCAGCCAACAAUCGAUUUGAAAAUGGCCAAGAGCGCCGAGAGACCCGGUAGUUCCACCAGACUCCGAACCAGAGACGACGGCUGCUGUUCCGUGAACUUCUUGAAAUACGUUCUUCACAUUUACAACGUGGUGCUCUUCCUGUCGGGACUGGUGGUGGGUGGUAUCGGUAUCUGGACGGUGGUGGCGAAGCACAGCUACAUAUCGCUCAUGUCCACCUCGACGUAUCCCACUUUAGCCUACGCCCUUAUCGUCGCAGGUGUGCUGGCUGUCAUCGGUAGCUGGAUCGGAUGUGGCGGCGUAACUUCUGAAAAUCGAUGCGUCCUCCUUGUGUACAUCUUCGUGGUAAUGGCGGUGCUCGUUCUGGAGGCCGGGGUCGGUGCGCUGGCGCGUCUCUACGAGGAGCAAGUUGGUCCCGAACUGAAAAUGAAUUUGAAUCGCACCUUCCUCGAGAACUACUCGGUGCGAUCCCGGGAAACCGCGGCCAUCGACCAGAUGCAAAAAGAAUUUAAAUGCUGCGGCGCCUUGAGAUUCGAGGACUGGCAAGUGAGCGAGUGGCAUAAGGACGAGGAGGUUCUCAAGAACGGCAGCGUCGUGCCUGACAGCUGCUGUAAGACGCCCACGUUUCUUUGCGGGAGGAGGGAUCAUCCCUCCAAUAUUCAGUACACGGGUUGCAUUUACAAGUUCCUGGAGACGACAAAGGACCAUCUCAUAAUACUGGGCGCCGUCGGGCUCGGUUUGUCGGUCCUCGAGCUCUUCGGUAUCGUCCUUGGCUCUUGCCUUUACAUAAAGCUCAGACACGAUUUCGAUGACUGAGAAUUGCUUCAAUGCCCCGAGGGCAACAACAACGGCCAGUCGUGGUGCAGAUACAUGCAGAACAAUCCGGGAACCGUUUGAUUGUCGGAGUCGGUACGGGAGGAUAUGCGAUUAUAAAUUGCGCGCGAGUUCGUUCGGACGAAAACGGAUCCUAAGCGCGGAUGAUCCUCACGUUUGCAACUUUCUUCCUCCCGUACCCACGAAAAUCUAUUGUUAACAAAGUGAAAACGAAGACGUCUCGAAAAGGACACGAUGAACAUUUGUUGUCUUUGUCGAACAUGUCGUGCCACUCUACUCGCAGCGAUCGAGCUGAAAAAUAGACAAUCAGAAAAGAAGGAAGAGUAAGGUAAAAAAAUUUACGCAUAAGAUUCUCAACGUUUUUGUGAUUUGACGGAAAAUUUCUGUGCGUCGAAGUGAGUGUGAAGUUCGCGCGCAUUGUCGACAGCGUGAAAAAAAAAAAAAAUUAAAUUCCCUUUAAAAGACGGGCGAUGUUGCGAAAUACAAAGAGAAGCGGAAAUGAGCUUUUUCUUUAUUUCGUAAUGCCAUUUCUCUCGUACAAUUUCGAAAUUUCUAUAAAUCCCUGUGGCAACAAGUUUAAAUUUGACUUCGUGCCAUCGGAGUAAGGAGAAGAAAGAAAGAGAAAUUACACACAUUAAAUUGUAGUUUUAAUAAAGAAGCCUAUAUACUAUAUAUAGACAUAUUUGCGAUACACUGGACCAGUUAAAAAUUAUCAAGAAUAAUUGUGUAUCUACGAUCGUUUUCAAUCAGCUUCUUACGACUAGCCCGACUACAGUUUUCGCUGUCAAUGACGUCUAAAUAUUUUCUGUGGUAUUUUCUCCCGGAUAAAAAAAAACAAAAAAAAAAAAAAACAAAAAAAAACAAUUUGAGGCAAUAUGUAUAACACGUGACAACACGUCGUCGUCAGCCGUGACGUUAAAUAAUACAUAUAAGUGUGCACCAGACACCUCUCACUUCAGCCAAACGUAACAUACACAACGCAUACAUGUACGGUCGAUUGCAUAAAUGUGACCGAAGACAAGGUGAUGCCAAUAAUAAUUUAAAUAAUGAACGAUAUUGUUUGAAAGGCAUUACAUUUUCUGAUAAUUUUACGUGUUCUGAGGCAUUUGUUGUUGUUGACCGCGCAUGUACGUGUGUGUGUGCAUUUUGUAGCCACGGCAAAAUCUCGCGCCGACUUCUCUCAAUACUGCCAUUGAAAACUUGCACAAUGUUUUAAUCACGAGUACAAGUAUAGAAGGUAGCGCCGUGAGAGAUGAUUUUUUUUUUUUUUUUUUAAUUAUACUCAAGAUUACAGAAACAAUUACAGGUGCAACAGAAUCCAAAGAAGUUGAACGCAUUUCGGAAUUUGCACGUAUUUAACAUCGAUGUUUGUUUGAUUGCACGAAUUACACUUGGAUUUUCACGUGAGACAUUGAGAAACUCGUCGCAUUUGUGUUGUUUAAAAAAAAAAAAAAAAUGGCAGCGUCUUAUCGGUCGCUAUCUCCGAACAGAAGUGCGACUACCUUCUAUAUUUAGGUACAGGUAAACUCUCGCUAAAGGUUUCACCGUUGGAACUGACAUUUUGCGCUAUUGGUUCAUUUCUCUUUCGUACCUACUACAGGUCGGUCGUAAUCUUCUGCCGUGCUCUGCGUAUGCACGACCGCCAACGAGCACGUACGAUGAAAUAUCGGCACGUUAAAAAAAAAAAAAAAUACAUAUGAAUCUACAGUGAGAAGAAUUUUAAACCAAUAGCGAGAGAGAGUUUGCACGAUUUUAAACUACCAAUUGUAAGUAUUUACUAGCGUAGUAAAAGCCAUGACGAAACUAUUAAACUUUUGCGUUUUAAGGAGGAGCACGUGUGAGUUUUUCUCGCACUUAAAAAAAAAAAAAAAAAAAAAAGAAAAAAACAAUGAUCUGGUCGGUCGAAUAUUGUCAAUUUUUCUGCGAUCAAGUCGCGUCAUCGAUUCUACGUCUGUUGCAUUUAUUCUUGCGUAUUUUGCAACGAAUCGAUAAUAAUAGAAAAAAAUUGAAAAAUUAUCCGAUGUAAACUCGAUGAGUCGAUUUGUAUCGGACGUUAAAAA